Molecule: messenger RNA, 249 nt
Organism: Microtus oregoni (creeping vole)
Lineage: Eukaryota; Metazoa; Chordata; Mammalia; Rodentia; Cricetidae
Product: cytochrome b-c1 complex subunit 8-like
Exons: 1
Coding region: 1-249 (82 amino acids)
Biological process (GO): mitochondrial electron transport, ubiquinol to cytochrome c
Source: RefSeq, a predicted model, not a curated record
AUGGGCCGCGAGUUCGGGAAUCUGAUGCAAACGCGUCCCGUAAUCUCCUACAGUUUAUCACCCUUUGAGCAGCGCGCCUUCCCGAACUACUUCAGCAAAGGCAUCCCCAACGUGCUGUGCCGCACUCGCGAGUGCAUCCUGCGCAUGGCGCCGCCGUUUGUGGUGUUUUAUCUGAUCUACGCCUGGGGGAACCAGGAGUUUGAGCGGUCCAGGGUGAAGAACCCAGCCAUGUACGAAAAUGACAAGUGA